Cephus cinctus (wheat stem sawfly) is the source of this 6521-nucleotide messenger RNA. RefSeq names its product putative mediator of RNA polymerase II transcription subunit 12. The record is from RefSeq and is a predicted model, not a curated record. Bases 402 to 4511 code for a protein of 1369 amino acids. Lineage: Eukaryota; Metazoa; Arthropoda; Insecta; Hymenoptera; Cephidae. The transcript is spliced from 4 exons.
AAAGAACGAGGUUGAAAUUGAGGAGAAUGAAGAAAAGUUAAUGAUGAGGUUACAUGAUGGGAGCGAUGGUUGGAAGGUAGAACGUAGUCACGUGAAGCCUACUUUCUUUUGAAUUCAUCGUUCGAGAGGGGAAACAAGCUGUUAGUUGGAAAGGCGAAACGUUUGGGCCCAACGCUGACUGGUUGCAAGAUCUGCGGUCAGUAUUUCUGCGGAGUCGCGCACUAAAUGAUCUUAACGAUUCGUGUAACGAUUUUUAAGUAAAUCUUCUUAGAGUUGUUUUUGGAAUUAUUUGCGUAUUUAUUUUGUGUGUGAAACUCGAUAUAUAUGAAUGUGUCUGUGUGAUAUAUACAAGUAGUACAAGUUUCCUAAUAUCUGAUUCGUAAAUGACAUAAAGCCGCACUAUGUUACUUAGGCAAAUAUUAUGCUGGACGCUGACAGUAUGGGUGUCCGUUCAAGCAAUCACCAUUCCCAUUGAUCGCGCUGACAUCAAAAGUGCAUCAACGCAUUCCUCGAUGAUAGCGAAUGGGUGGCGACCAUUCACCGGAUACGACGGUAUUCGCACCAAUAGUGGCACGUCUUCAAACAAUUACAAUGAGCGGCUAACCCAUCCCAUUUUGGGAAAGUAUCAGGAGCACAUGGCGUCAUCAGAGAAGUCAAGGAUUCAGUACAAGACGAAUCAGCAGCAUGAAUACAGUCCGCCGAGUAUUUUGGGCAGUUUUAGUGUAUUCGGUCAUGCUGCCACCAAAGCUAGAAUAAAGCAUAAAGAUCAUCCAAUCAAGCAGAUUCUACCUUCGGAAACAAGGGAAUAUACGUUCCUGGUGCCGCCACCACGUGAUGUCUUUAGAUUUGACACGGAACCGCACAGAAAGGGAAUUUUACGCGACAACGACGCCUUCCUGAGACAAGCGAGCCUUAUAUCUACGGGUCCACAGGCUGAUAUACGCAAUGCACCAUUUUUCAUCAAGCCGACAGGAUUUUCGUCAUCCACGCACUCACCAGGAUUUUCAAAGCUUCGUCCUAUUGAUGGGUUUGGAAUUCAACAAACAUUACAACUACCCAGACAUUCAGCUCAACCAUUUGAGCCCCAGAAGGUCACCAGUAAUAACAACAAGGUUUUUCUAAAACCGCCCUCUGCCGAAGUUCCGGCCAGCUUUAAUGUCAAGCAUAAGUUAUCUGAGAAUUUUGAGACAUUUCAGCAAACUCAUACGCCGCAAAUUUUAAAUGGUAAUGCCGGAAACUUCUAUAGUCAAGUAGACCACCCAGCACCGUAUAAGACGUCAUAUGAACGCGAUCCAGCCUUUCUAGUUCAUGAAAGUCAUGAGGUUAGCUAUGUCACUCCUUCAUCAACAUUUGGUUUUAAUUUCCGACCAUCAUUGUCCUAUGACAAUAUUUCCCCUUCAAACAACUUUGACACUUCGUCGACAGUGCCGGUCGCCUCUACAACGACGCCCUCUUCAACAUUAGGCAAGUUUUUGCAAUCUCAAGCUCCUAACACAAUUCAAGCUGGAAUCGGUGUAGCAACUGCCACCAGCGCCCUUGGUAGCACUUACUACGUCUCUGAGCACCAAGAUCUCACAUCACCACCUUCGGCAUGGCCGAUUCAGAAAUCAAAAUUCACAACAGAAAUCAACGAAGUGUUGCCUAACAAAAACUCGCCUAUCAAGUUUCGUCAAGAGCCACUCGUCAGUUAUCCGACAUCGCAACAACAGCGACAGCAGCAGCAUCAGCAGCAGCAGCAGCAGCACCAGCAGCACCAGCAGCAGCAGUACCAGCAACAGCAGCAUCAGCAUCAGCAUCAGCAGCAGCAUCAGCAGCAGCAACUCCAUCAUCAACAGCAACGGAUUCCGGAACUCGUUUUUCUUCGACCAGAUCUCCAGCAGCAGUAUCAAUCAGCAGGUAUUCCAGUUACAACUGUGAAACAACAGACGGUAGAACCACAAUAUGAGACUCCGGAAAGUAUCUCAUUGAAACACUUCAAUGAGCAACAAUAUUUGAUUCAACAACAGUUGAUACAGCGUGAUCGGCAACGGCUCCAUGAGCAAGAAAUGCAGCGGCAACAGAAGAUACAACAACAACAAGAAGACGAAUUAAAAAAACGACAAGAAGAGUUACGGAUACUUGAGAACCAGCAAAAGGAAACUGAUUUUAAAAAAAUUGAGGCCGAACGACAGGAACACGCACAAGAACAAUUACAAAACCAAAAAACUCUCGAACAUCGUCAAAGAUUUGAGGAACAGCAGAGGUUAAUUGCUCAACAGCAACAACAGCAAAGACAAUACGAAUUGUCACAAUUAGUUACAGAAGAAAAUAUGCACCAUCACGAUAAUGAGCAAAUCAACGAGCCAAUUAAUUAUCAACAUCAACAGAAGCAACAGCAACAGCCAGUGCAACUGCAACAACAGCAACAGCAACAACUUCAAAAACCUGAAUCAUCAGACUCGAAUGGUGGAAGUGAAUAUACACAAACCCAAGGAAAUAAUGAACCGGAAGUGAUCACUCGAGAACCGGAAUUGAAAAUUCGAACUCAUAGACCAGUAAAACCACAAAGGGGUCAAUAUAGGCGACGACGACCGACAACACCAAUUUAUGAAGUUCAGGCAACGGAAGCUUCACCUCAACUUGAGACCACAUUCAAUUCCUUAUCAGAAGUACCAGUACAAACGACGAUACAACCAGAUUCAUCAACGAUAUCUGUGAAAGUACGUUCAAGAAUUCGUAGACCACUAAAUGGGGGAGUCAGGCGUAGACCGCGCCCAACAUCGCCAUCGGAAGUGGAUACUACCGCAUCAGCAAACGAAGAUGAUUAUCUAAAAUAUGAUCAUGCGCCACAAAUAGACUUGGCUAAAAAACGGAGACCAAUCCGGCCCACUCAACCGACUCUUGCAGAGGAGGUGGUGACAGAGAGGCGACCUGCUAUUAGAAAACGUCCUGGGCAUCAUGUUCGUGUACAUCCGGGGGAACCAUUCGAAGCAGAAGUCGUGACAGAAAUUAUUAAACCGACCAAAACGACUUACAAAGAAACGACCGAAUGGGAAAAUUAUCCUACCAGUUUUGAAAAGAAUCCUGUAUCGCCUGCCGAGGAAUUCAUGACACAAGUAUAUACGAUUUCCAGCCAGGAAGCUGAAGAAUUAUCUACCGCAAGUAUACUUCCUGAACGUCAAACGGAAGUUGCAUUUCCUGAAGAACAUUACAUCCGACAGGACGCGUCGCGCGAACACCUUGAAAAAUUACAAAAUAUUCCGCUAGAGGAACUCUUCGACAAACGAGAAGAGAAUCAGGUGAAUCUUCCGACUACAGCUGCUUCUUAUACUACUAUGGCAACAACACUGCCAGUAUCUAUGACAACUACAACUCCUUCUACUGCUACUAUAACUACCACAGAAUUACAAAUGAGCACUACAAAUGUCAUUCCGUCGACUACUAGAGCAUCACAUCGAAUUCGUCCGUUGAGAUUUGGUAACGCAACGCGUCCACGUUUCAGCGUCAAAGAUUAUAAAAGCAGAUUAGAUUAUAAAAAUAGAGUAGGUCAGCUAUCAACAACAGAAGCGACAUCACAUUCAGUAAUGCAAACAAGACAAAGAAGCAGCACUCCAAAAUCACAGGAAACUUCUGACUCUCCUAGGGAAACGACCGGAAGAUACAAGUAUAUGUCUAGAACCUCAUACAGAAUAACUUCCACUGCAAAGCCAGUUCGUGAAACGUCUGAGUACAAACAGAGCAUUUCUACUACAGACAGGAUCAACAGGUUCACACCUAAACGAAAACUCAAUCAGAAUGGUCAUCUUUACAAAAGUAGAAUAACAUCUUCAUCGAGUAUUGGAAACGGAAACAGGCAGGAUGGUCAGAAUGAAAUUAGCAUUAGGUACAGCACGGCCCGUCCCGAGAACGUAUUCUCGUCAGCUAUUAGAAGACGUCCAGGUGUCCUCAAGAACAAAAUAGAAAACACUAAUGAGGAGAUUCAAGUAAAGAAAGAGGAUGCUACCGAAAUGACAGCAGAAGAAACGAGCUUUUACUCAGUAGCCACUACUGUGCCAACGCUGAUAGAGAGUGCGAAUGAGGUCGUCAGUAAAGAAGAAAGUGCCACUACAUCAAAGAAGAUCAUUGAAAAUGUUGAAUCUGUGACCAGGAAUGAAAAAAGUCCUUUGACAUCAUCCGAGAAUGGCAUGGAAAUAGUCGAAUUGCCUCAUGUAAUAAGAAUGAACAAUGAUAAUGUUAUGAGUGACGUUGAAGGUAGUCGUCCAGGUGAUCUAACGAGCACUGAAUCCACAUCUAUAAUAGAAACAACAACUGCUGCCGAUUUACAGCUAGAGGAAGAGUUAUUUGCAAAAGCGUCUCAGAGUGUUGCUGAUCUAACCAGUUCAGCAUCAGCUCUUUAUGACAAACCUGGAUUGUUUAAAGCUGUUUCGCCAGUUACCGAAAGCCGUGUGGUUAACCCAAAUUUUAAAAUUUCGACAGAUGAACCGACAUUGCCAAUAGAAGCAUUUUUCCAAGAGUUAUCCAGUAAGGAAUAGUGUAGAGUUUCAGCUGACCCUGAUACAAAUAGUAGCUGUAGUAUGUCUGGAAUUUCGUUGAGUUGAUAUUAUUAUUUGAUAUUCCAAGCGUCAUAUAGUUAGGCGUAAACUAUCACACGUGUGCCUAAAUAUAAGAGAUUUGAUUUUUUGAUCCUUCUCCACGGCACCUUUUCUUCUAAAACAUGUAACUUUUAAAAAAAUUAUUCUUUUUCACUUCAUUUUAAUUAUUCAUGUUAAAUGUAUUCUGUAAUUUUGAUUUCACUAUAAUUAAGUUAUAAAAUUUGUAUUCGUUACAAAGUUACAUUGCGAUUUAUGAGCCAUUGUGUGACAGAAUAUGUGUGACCCGCGCGUUGAUGUAAAAACUGUGUGGUGUUCUAGGGUUAAAUAAAUAAUAAUAUGUUUUCUUUUAUAAUUGCAGACCAAGAUUUAUUUCACAACUGCUCAGAACACAAAUAUAGAUUUAUUUUAAAAAUGUAUAUUAUCUAAAAAUGAAUAUCUUUGAAUUUCUUGUAUUUAAUUUGAUAUAUUCGUGAAAGCAAAUUAUUUUUAUAAGAUAAUGGCGAUUAAAUGGUAUCUGCUGUGACCCUGCUGCUAUGUGUAUUACGUAUUAUGUAUUAUGUUACUACACAAAACUUUAAUAUUGAAUUGAUGCCGUUUACACAGACCCUCACCUUAAUCGGUACCAUAGUACUGCACAUAACUCAACUUUGUUAUUUUAAAUUCAUUGCACGUGUAUCAAAAUAAAUUUAUCUAAAAUUGAUGGAAUAUCUAUGAUCGCAGCGGUUCAAUGAGAAUGUAAAUAUACGAUAUUGUUCUGGUAUUUUUUUAUAGGCUCCCCUAAUUUAUUCUUCUUCCUACUGUUGCGCAGGGAUCAAAAUACUCAAUGGCCUACGAUUACUUUCUGUUUGUUUAAAAGAAUACUGUGACAUUGAAUAUACAUAAUAUAAUGAGAUAUAUACCGUUAAACUAUUAUUAUGAGAUUUGUUAGUAAUUUUGCGUAACUAGCGUUUGCUGCAAACACAAUUGUAAUUAAUUAAUAUUAAUUAACAUUAAUAUUACCAAAAUUUCCUGCAGAACAAUAGGAUUAUUGUAAUGGUAAUUACUGUAAGUUCAGAUCCAGAAUGACAUAAUUUAAGUAAAAAUUGCAACGUAUAACGUAAGUAUCUGCACAUGGAAAAUGUUCAUACUGCUAUUAUUUUUAAAAUUAGCUAUUUGUUUUUUGCAUCUAUAUUUCUACAUUAUGUCAUUUUAAAUCGAACAUAACAAUUAUAGGAUUUUAAUUGUAACUAAUAAAAAUUCAUAAGUAACGAAUGCUCCAUUCUAAUUGGAAUACCAAACUUGUUCGAGUUUAUCAUGAGCGCAUUUCUUCGAGAAUUUAAAUCCAUGAGGAAGCAAAUUAAUUAAAAAAUAUUUCGAAGAAUAUAUUUCGUCAUGUUAAACAUUACACUUAUUAUUUCAUGUUAGAUUUAAUCAAAAUAUUCAUUAUUAUAAUAUUCAACCUCGGAUUUAAUAUAAUUUUGAAUAACGAUGUAAUUGUAAUUUCUUUAUUCAUGGAACUGUAAUUUAUAAUCUCAUUCUACCAAUGUUUUGCUAUACCUUCAUUUAAAGUAUAGUCGGUCCAAGAGGAUGAUGUCAUUUUUGUUAUAAAUCGAAAAUAAUGAAGUCUCUAGCAAGUCACAGGUGGGUCUAAUACAGUUUUUUUACAUAGUGUGCACGUCCAAAUUUCUAGACUGAAAUAUAUUUUUUCUAUUUUAGUAUAGAUUUUCAUGAUUUUAUGAAAAUUCGCGCAUGUGAUUGUUAAGAAUUGCAUUUGUUUACGAACUAUAAAAAAAGACAUUGCUUCGCGGACCGUCUGUAUGUUUUAUGUUAAAUAUUUAAGCCUAUGAACAACGUUUAUACAAUUCAACGUACCUAAUUUUGUUAUUUAUUAAAGAAAUGUUCCCAAUUUCUAUGACAUUGUGUAAUUUUUGUAAAUAUUCGCAAAUUAAUAUAAUAAAGUAUUAUAUUAUA